AUGGCUGGAGGAUCUGAAUCCCCGAUAGAAAUCACGGACGAUAGCGGCGACCAAUUCGACAUUGAGUCUAAUGAUUCAGAUGAAGUAGAUGCUGAUCUAAAGCGCGACCUGCUGACAUGCCUGAAUGGUAUCAAAACUACUGGGAAUGUCGCUGCUUAUAAACAUUAUGAAUCAUUCGUCAACCCCGGGUUGAUGGUUGUCGAUACGUUGAUCCCAUUGCCCUUACUUCCACGGGAUGCCGAAACGAUUAAGAAUGCAUCUAGACAAGCCCCUUUUGGCAAAGGUGAUGAGACCGUAGUGGAUACAUCUGUGCGCAAUACCUGGGAGCUUGAUCAUACUCAGUUCAAAUUCACAAAUCCUCGUUGGAACAAAUACCUCCAAUCGUUGUUGACCGAAGUUGGACGGAGCCUAGCUAUAACAAAGAUGAGAGCAGAACCCUACAAGUUGUUGCUAUAUGAGGAGGGGGCUUUUUUCAAGCGCCACAAAGACUCCGAAAAAGUCCCUGGGAUGAUGGCAACGAUGGUUAUUUGUCUUCCGUCGAAGCAUGAGGGUGGUAGCGUCCAUCUAUCUCAUGGUGGCAAGGACUACAUUUUCGAGACCGAUAAAACAUCUGAUUUCGAUUUAACAACCCUCUCAUGGUUCUCAGAUGUUACGCAUGAGGUCAAACCGCUGAAGUCCGGAUAUCGCCUAGUACUAACCUAUAACAUCAUCCACGUGGAUGGCCCUCGUAUGUCCGCCAACCUUGUUGGAGGGCAGUCGGCUCAGCUCCGCUCGAUACUUGUCAAAUGGCCGUCGAUAUCAGGUACUACGCUUGACAUGCUGAUAUACAAGUUGGAACACAAAUACACAGAAUCGAGUUUGUCGCUAAGUACCCUUAAAGGCCGAGAUCAACGCGUGUGUCAGAGUCUGCAUGAGAUUGGCUUGUUAACUGGACACACGAUCUUGCUUGCCAAAUUGAACCGAACGGAAAGUGAGGAAGUGUAUUACACCGUGGAUGACGAAGAAGAGACGGGGCUCGAGUACAUCAAGACCUGUGAAGGUCACACUAUUUGCGAUUUCAUGCCUGUUGAGGAGAGUGAUAUACUAGGAAAAAUAUGGGUUCGAACACCGGACAGUGAAGAUGAGGGUGAUUUUACUGGAAAUGAAAGUAUGCCAGCGAUUCUUCGCUACCACGAUACGGUGGUUGUUAUAGUACCCACACAGAAGCUACAUCGUGUCAUUGCUAUGCCCAAACCCCGUGGUUUAAUGAGUUUAGCUAGUGAGACUCUAGGCGACCGACCGGACGAGCAUUCUUUCCAGUCCUCUUGUCUGAUAGAGUGCCUAGAGCGCUAUAUUAAACGAGGCGUCUUCGCCGCCACAUACUUGCCUGAGCUGAUAGCCAUGGGGAUAAAAUACAAAAGCAGGACAUUGUAUCGAGAGACUGUUUACUCGUCGUUCAACGGUUCCGAUGCGCAACAGAAUGUGCUGAAUAAAAUAGUACAACUCAUGAAAGAGAACCUUUCUACAGACAACCGUGAACAACCAGACUGGGAUUUUUGGUUCGAUGAUAUGGUCAAGGGAGCGUGUAAGCGAUCAUUGACAGCCUUCCAGGGUACCAUGAAUUUGAUUAAAUCGACGAUUCAAAAAGAGGGAUUGAAUGAUCUGAUACCAUCUUUCCAAGAUUGGGAGCUGCCAAUUCCAGAUAAGAUGGUUGAAUCCAAGACCGAAUUGGACAUGAAUGACCAUGAUUUCUUGAUCUGCCAACUGUUCACACGAUCGAAAGAUUCUGAAUGGUUGACUUGGUUCGUGUCGAUACUAUCACAGCGUGGCUCCAGGAAACUCAUAUGCUCCGUACUGCAUGCCAUCUAUAACAAGCGUGAUGCUAAUCUUCUCGCGAACCCUAAGGGCAUUUUCCAGUCUAUCCUGGAUGAAAGUGCAAAGAAAUUGGCUUUGCAAAUCCAAGAUUUUCCCGUGUCUGGUUAUGUAACCGGAAUGCUUGAGCCGCGAGGAUUUCUUAGCGAACCAGCUGCAACUAUUAGAGACGUCAUUGAAGUCAUCGACCAAUGUUUCGACCUAGGAUUAAUUGAGCAGGCGACUGACAUCCUUGAUACAAGUUGUACCAACAUAUAUCAAUACUGUCCGAAACCAAGGACCAAGUCAAUUCCGGGUCCUAUGAUAAUCCGAGACUUCUUGUUGUCCCUAGUGGCAGUGCUACAGAAACAUCAAGUCACACCUCCUGAAUCGUCCAAGAAUAUGUUUAUAAUCCUCCUGCGUAACAUCCUCGUUUUCAACCCGCCGAAGUGGCCAAAACCUCCUCGCGGCCACGCACACAAGCCUAGACCGAAAUGCUAUAAGAGUACUGAGUUACAUCCUUGCAAAGACUGCGAGGACCUCAAUGCGUUCCUCAAGAGCCCAGAUAUGGAUGUGUGCGAGUUUCGCAUGGCUCAGUACAGGCAACGACAUUUACAGGAGCAACUACCGCCGGAAUUAUUCAGCUGCCACAGUGAACAGAAGCCGGCGAAAUUGAUUGUAAGGAAGCUGGGGAAGGAGCAUAAACAGGAAAUGAAGGAGUACAAGACCAACCUUACGGCCUUCGAGGACCAUGUUCGAGCACUAAGAUGCGAGUAUGUGGAGUCGUUACUAGGGGAAGAGCUUUACGGCGAACUCGUCCUUUUGAAGGAUAUACCAGACUCGGAUGGUGCCAAACUGGUCAAACGCGGAGAGAAAAGGAAACCUGAAGAGGAGGUAGAAGGCUCGAUUGCGUCGAGGCCCAAGCUUAUAGAGUGA
Molecule: messenger RNA, 2766 nt
Organism: Annulohypoxylon truncatum
Lineage: Eukaryota; Fungi; Ascomycota; Sordariomycetes; Xylariales; Hypoxylaceae
Exons: 6
Coding region: 1-2766 (921 amino acids)
Source: RefSeq, a predicted model, not a curated record